GCAUACUAAUAUCAAUGAGUGACUUGGGUCAACACAUGUAUUAGUUUGUCAUUGCGCAGUUGACGCAACUUUGACAUUGUCCACUUCAAUUUCCGUGUGUCAACGAGCUACAACAGUAUUGUCGGCAUGAGAGGACAUGGAUGUGUAACUAACCAAAACGUGAUGAUUAUUUUGUAAUAGUAGAGCUGUUCCGAGCGUAGUAUUCUGAUAUGCAUGUGUACGGAUAAAUACCCAUUAUAUUUAUUGUCGCUAAAUUAAGGAAAUAAUGUUUAGGCAGAGUAAAACAGUUCUGCAGAAACUUCGAUCUUUAAGUUUCCAGGGGCAUAAUCCAUCAUGGAGGUUCAGGAGCACCCCAGCAACAGAGAGGGCAUUGCAGUACCAGGCAGGACAGAAGAUCCAUGGCUUCACAGUCAAGGAGGUGGUUGAUGUUCCUGACCUGUUCCUUACUGCUGUCAAACUGACCCAUGACAACACAGGCGCCCAGUAUCUACACGCAGCUAGAGAUGACAAAAACAAUCUCUUUAGUGUUCAGCUCAGGACGACCCCGAUGGACAACACAGGGGUCCCACACAUCCUGGAACACACAGUGUUGUGUGGCUCAGAGAAGUACCCCUGCAGAGACCCCUUCUUCAAGAUGCUCAACAGAUCACUUUCCACCUUCAUGAAUGCAUUCACAGCCAGUGAUUUCACCAUGUAUCCAUUCUCCACACAAAACGGGAAAGACUUCCAGAAUCUCCUCUCCGUGUAUCUGGAUGCAGUGUUUUUCCCUUGUCUGGGGGAACUAGAUUUUCGGCAGGAGGGAUGGAGACUGGAGAAUGAAAACCCUACAGAUCCUAGUUCCCCUUUGGUCUUCAAAGGAGUUGUCUUCAAUGAAAUGAAGGGUGCUUUUUCAGACAAUGAGCAAGUGUAUGCCCAGCACCUCCAGAACAAGCUGUAUCCUGACCACACAUAUGGUGUGGUGUCUGGAGGGGAACCUCUGGCCAUCCCUGACCUCACCUGGGAGCAACUCAAGCACUUUCACGCCACACACUACCACCCCAGCAACGCAAGGUUCUUCACCUACGGGGACCUGCCCUUAGAGCAGCACCUGAAACAGAUCCAGGAGGAGGCUCUGUCCAAGUUUGAACGCACUGAGCCUGACACUGCUGUCCCUAACCAAGUCCACUGGGACAGGCCUAGAGAGGACCAUGUGACCUGCAGUCCCGAUGUUAUGGCGCCUGAUGCAGCCAAACAGAACACACUGUGUAUGAGCUACCUGCUUGGAGAUAUCACAGAUACAUUUGAGGGCUUCACCCUGAGUCUGAUGUCCUCUCUGAUGAUUUCUGGACCUAACGCUCCCUUCUACAAGGCCCUUAUAGAACCCAAGAUAGGAACAGACUUUUCUUCUGUCGUAGGAUAUGAUGGGAGCACCAAAGAGGCAUCGUUCAGUAUUGGCUUACAAGGAAUGGCCGAAGAAGAUACCGAGAAAGUCAAGCAAAUCAUCAUCCAAACCUUUGAUGAGAUCAUUGCUAAUGGAUUUGAGGAGGAGAGGAUAGAGGCCCUGCUUCAUAAGAUUGAGAUCCAGAUGAAACAUCAGUCUACCAGCUUCGGCCUGUCUCUGGCCUCGUACAUAGCUUCCUGUUGGAACCAUGAUGGAGACCCGGUUCAGCUGCUGAAGAUCUGUGACAGUGUGACCCAGUUCAGACAGGCCUUGAAGGACAACCCUCGCUUCCUCCAGGAGAAAGUCGUGCACUACUUCAAGGAUAAUACUCACAGACUGACUCUGUCUAUGAGUCCUGAUGAGGCGUACCUGGAGAAACAGGUCAAAGCAGAGGAGGAGAAACUCCAGAAGAAGAUACAGGCUCUGUCUGAGAGUGACAAGAAAGACAUCUAUGAGAAAGGUCUUGAGCUGCUAUCGAUUCAGAGCCAGACCCAGGAUGCUUCAUGUCUCCCUGCCCUGAACGUAUCUGAUAUUGAGCCAACGAUAGCAGUCACACAUGUGGAGAUGGGCACUGCAGGAGGAGUGCCAGUACAGUACUGUGAGCAGCCCACCAAUGGCAUGGUCUACUUCAGAGCUAUGUGUAGUCUCAACAGCCUCCCUGAGGACCUCAAACUAUACGUGCCCCUCUUCUGCAGUGUCAUCACCAAGAUGGGCUGUGGAGGGCUGGACUACAGGCAGCAGGACCAGCAGAUGGAGCUGAAAACAGGAGGCAUGUCCAUCUCCACAUCAGUCAACCCUGACUACUCGAACAUGGAUAUGUAUGAACAGGGAGUCCUCCUUUCAUCUUCCUGCCUGGAGAGGAAUCUUCCUGAUAUGUUUCACCUGUGGAGUGACAUAUUCAACAGCCCGCACUUUGAUGACGAGGAGCGUCUGCGUGUUCUGGUCAUGAUGUCGGCUCAGGAACUGGCCAAUGGGAUAUCUAAUUCUGGUCACAUGUAUGCCAUGACACGGGCAGCUCGCAACCUUACCCCAACAGGAGAACUACAGGAGACCUUCGGAGGGAUGGAGCAGGUCAAGUUUAUGAAGAGGGUCGCAGAGAUGCCAGACCUCACCCAAGUUCUACGGACACUUCCUAGAAUCAAGAGACACAUUCUCAACCCACUGAACAUGAGAUGUGCGGUUAACGCAACGCCGCAGAAGAUGUCUAAUGCCGCUGGACAGUUGGAUAACUUAAUGUGUAACGUUUCUUCCAAUAAGAAGGAUCGCAAGCCAGUCCAUUCCAAUAUCACUGAGAGACCUCUUGACCCACUGGCACCCCCUGGAUCUGGCCCAAGCAGAAAACUUGUCACUGAGCCCAACUUCAAGCCCUGCCAGAUGAAGACAUUUUUCCCAAUGCCCUUCCCAAUCAACUUUGUCAGCGAGUGUAUCCGCACCGUGCCAUUCACCCAUGAGGACUGUGCCAGCCUGAACAUCCUGGCCCGGAUGAUGACGUCUAAGUACCUGCAUGGAGAGAUCAGAGAAAAGGGUGGGGCCUACGGUGGAGGGGCCAGGAUGGGAGGAGGACUAUUCACCUUCUAUUCAUACAGAGACCCCAACACGGUGCAGACUCUGUCAGCGUUCCGUAAGGGUGUGGACUGGGCCAUAUCAGGACAGUUUACCCAGCAGGACAUCAAUGAGGCCAAGCUGUCCGUGUUCUCAGCCGUGGACUCCCCCGUCGCCCCCUCCGAUAAAGGUAUGGGCCGCUUCCUGAGUGGAAUCACAGACGAGCUGAAACAGGCCCACAGAGAGAGACUCUUUGCUGUCACAGACAAGAACAUUGUCGAUGUUGCUGGCAGGUACCUUGGCAUUGGACAAAGGACAUGUGGAGUUGCUAUUCUGGGCCCUGAGAAUGACACCAUCAAGAAAGACCCCUCGUGGGUGGUAAAAUAACCAGACAUAGAAUUAUCCACCUUUCUAUUUUCCAAUUAAGCGACUUCAGAGGCACUGUGUCAUAAGAUGGUGAACAUCAAUGUUACUUGAUUGUCCUGAAUAACUGGACUGUGUCCGGUAAUAAUAUAACUUGAAUUGUAUUGAAUUAACCAGGAAGUCUAUUUGGUUUUUGGGCAAAAACGGAAUGAGCACAACAGAGAACAGGUGCUCCGAUAGAUAACAUUAUGUCUAACCUCACCUCGAUACCAUAUUCAUAAUAUACAAUUAUGACAACAUACAUUUAAUUUAUUGGUGUACUUUCUAGACAUAGACUCACCUCUGGUUUCUAAAUGUAUGCAAGUAUGUACAAAUAUGGUCUAUUGAAAUACUGUAUUUCCAUAGGGUACAUAUAAUGAAUACUGAACAAAAAUAUACAACACAACAUUUAAAGUGUUGGUUUCAUGAGCAGAAAUAAAAGAUCACAGACAUUUUCCAUUCACAUAAAAAAUACAUUUCUCUCAAAAAAUGUGCUUACUUCCCGUUUAGAGAGCAUUUCUCCUUUGCCAAGAUAAUCCAUCCACCUGACAGCUGUGGCAUAUCAAGAAUCAGCAUUAUUCAUGAUUAAACAGAUAAUUACAUAGGUGCACCUUGUUCUGAGGACAAUAAAAGGCCACUUUAAAA
Molecule: messenger RNA, 4009 nt
Organism: Oncorhynchus gorbuscha (pink salmon)
Lineage: Eukaryota; Metazoa; Chordata; Actinopteri; Salmoniformes; Salmonidae
Product: presequence protease, mitochondrial-like
Exons: 27
Coding region: 266-3349 (1027 amino acids)
Biological process (GO): protein processing
Cellular component (GO): mitochondrial matrix
Molecular function (GO): metal ion binding
Source: RefSeq, a predicted model, not a curated record